AUGUCUGCGGUGCCAGUUGCAGAAAGAAAUCAAGACGCAACAAUUUAUAUCGGUGGCUUAGAUGAACGUGUACAUGAAUCUAUUUUAUGGGAACUCUUUGUACAAGCUGGACCGGUUGUGAAUGUUCAUAUACCAAAAGAUCGAGUGACACAAGGUCAUCAGGGCUAUGGUUUUGUUGAAUUUCUAUCAGAAGAAGAUGCUGAUUAUGCUAUUAAAAUUAUGAAUAUGAUUAAACUCUAUGGAAAACCAAUUCGUGUUAAUAAAGCAUCAGCACAUCAAAAAAAUUUGGAUGUUGGAGCAAAUUUGUUUAUAGGAAAUUUGGAUCCAGAGGUUGAUGAAAAAUUGCUUUAUGAUACAUUUUCAGCAUUCGGGGUUAUUUUACAAACGCCAAAAAUUAUGCGUGAGAUCGAUUCGGGCAAUUCGAAAGGCUAUGCGUUUAUUAAUUUUGCUAAUUUCGAUGGAUCAGAUACAGCACUCGAAGCAAUGAAUGGCCAGUAUUUAUGUAAUCGUCCAAUAACCGUUUCAUAUGCGUUUAAAAAAGAUUCAAAAGGAGAAAGACAUGGAUCAGCAGCAGAACGUUUGUUGGCAGCACAAAAUCCACUAUCACAUGCUGAUAGACCACAUACAUUAUUUGCUGAUCAACCACAAUAUCCACAGCAUCCAAUUUCAAUGCCAGCUCUGCCACCGGCACCAUUUCCCAUUCAUCCAUCAUCAUGGCUUCCAUACGGAGCAGUUGGAGGCUUACCAUUACCUCCUAUGUUGCCUCCACCUCCACCUCCAUUUGCCUUGACUCCACGACCAUCCAAUCCAUCAACACCUUCAAUAAGGCCACCACCACCACCACCAUCUAGACCACCUCCUCCACCACUAAAUGCGUAG
This is a messenger RNA of Didymodactylos carnosus, 879 nucleotides long. Lineage: Eukaryota; Metazoa; Rotifera; Eurotatoria; Philodinida; Philodinidae. The record is from the annotation of a GenBank genome assembly.